UUGAGGGAAAAAAGUGCUAUUCACCGCAAGGUUUCUCAGACGUUCUCUACUCAGUACACCACAUAUAAGAACAAUCACGAACUUCAUCGUUUCUCGAGGUUCCUGCAGAGAAUAAAUCUAUUUUUCAUCUUUCUCAGUUUUAUAUGGGUGUUUCUGGGUUAGUCGAGGCGAAAACAAGUGCACGAAAACAUGAACGACAAAAGCUCCGAACAGGUUCACAACAUGGAAACUUCACACUUCCUGUCAAAUAUUCUACACAUUAGUGGUUUUCUGGAGUUGUCUUCAACAAGUAAAAAAUAGUGUUCCACUGGCACUAGCUUUUCAUUGUUAUCAUUUAGUUUCCUUUAUUAAGAAGCGUUUCAUCAAACAGUUUUCAACGAAGAGGCAGCUGUAUAAAAAAUGACAGAGAAAUACGAUCACCUUGACCACGUCAAUUUACAAGACAACGAUGAAAUGACUAAUGGUAAUUUUUCUGACAUAGCGACCAGCACAGAUUCUCAGCCAGACCUAUCUAACGGUAACCAUAACAACGCAUACAGCGUGUUGACGGAACAGGAGCUAUCCCAAGUUGAAAUGUUUUUUCGAAGUCAAAAAACAUUCGUGUUUGUGUGUCCGUGUUUAGCAAAUCUGUAUUUUGCGAAAGCAGGAGAUAAAUGGGCACCGGGACAGAGAGGAAUCCCUGUUCUGCUUUUUGAUAGAGGAGAGACGAGAGCACGAAGCAAGCGCAGACUCAAAGUGGUCCUUGCCGAAAGGGGCACGGGUUUCAUUCUUUGGCAUGAUGUUAUCGAUAAUUUGACGAACUAUCGUGCGCAGGACAACAGUUUUCAUACCAUGUUUCAGUCAGCUGAUCACAGUCAAAUGGUUGGUUUCAGUUUUGAUAGUAAAACAGCUGCCAGUCAGUUUCACGAACGAGUCGAACUGUUGACAUCAGAUCCUCUGAACAUUUCUUUAUCCGUUCCCAAAGUGAAAGGAAAAUGCACUAAGAAGAAGCCAGAAAAGGUGAAAUUGCCUAAGAAAUGCGACAUUUCUCUUCCUUGCUGUUUUGAGCAUGUCACAAGCAUCGAUAUCGGAGAUAAAGAGCAGUUCUAUACAUUAGCAAGUUUGGUGCAAGCGAAGUCCGAAAAAAUCUGCCAACAGCUAGUUGGCGACUGACAACUGUUGAUUGUUUUCUGUGGUUUUUUUUUCACACCAGGGGAAUAAAUUAUGCUAGAAUGCUGUAAUUAAUUCUUGCAGUUAGUCAAACGUAGAAAGAUUGUUGAUACCAUAGAAAUUCAUAACUUUGGAAACUACUUAAUUAACUGAUACUAAUUAAAUAGCUAUAAAAAAUGUGACGGCUAAUAAGUGUUUGAUAUUUUAAAAUGUCGGCAUUCAACCAAUGAUGACGAAGUAUGACGUAAUGCUAAGAAGACUAAAAAUUUGACAAAGAGAAAACAAUAAAUAUUUUCUUUCUUUAAAUUUCAGUGAAUCAUAUUUUGCAUGAUAUAAGUUUAAUUUAUUUUAAACGUUCUCGUUGCGUGAAAAUUGCCAGUGUUUGGAUUUCUGUUUAUAAUGCCGGUUGGAAGAACACAAUUUCGAAAGAAUGUCCACUAUUUUCUGUGUUACCUUUAUUGUUUACAUAAAGCGUUUCAAGCUAGCCUUAAAACAACAAAUUCAAGACAAUAUCUUUAUCGUAGUUCUUAUAAUUUUCAAUAGGCUUUUCGCUCAUAAAUCGAAGUGUGUUUGUAACUUAAGUAUCAUGUAACGGAAUAAGGCCUGAUUUAACGUUGUUCGUUGUUAGUUAUUUUAUAAUAGACAUGGUAAAAUCAAACAAGACAACUCAUUUGUUGCAGACUGAUUACUGUUGAUUAACACAGUAAAAACAAACAAGACAAUUAUUCUGUUAUAGACUUUUUUACUGUAAACUAACACAGUAAGAACAAACAAGACAACUCUUCUGUUGUAGACUGAUUACUGUAGACUAACACUGUAAAACAAACAAGACAACUCAUCUGUUGUAGACUGAUUACUGUAGACUAACACAGUAAAAACAAACAAGACAACUCUUCUGUUGUAGAUUGAUUACUGUAGACUAACACUGUAAAAACAAACAAGACAAUUAUUCUGUUAUAGACUUUUUACUGUAAACUAACACAGUAAAAACAAACAAGACAACUCAUCUGUUGUUGACUAAUUACUGUAGACUAAUAUAGUAAAAAAUAAGUUUGACUAUUAUUUACUAAUCAAGUACACGUAUUUAUAAUUAGCCUGUUUGUCGCGAUUUUCUUUAGAUACUGGAAGAAUGCUUUAAUUUCACCUGUGUUCCAAGCUUGUCAACACGCAUGCUUAAAAGAUUUUUAUCAUUUUUUGUUGUUGUUGAUACAUCUCAUAUGUUUCGUACUUUGAACUUACAGUUUAGUGAAUUUACAUGGUCAUCUAUAGUCUUCACUUUGUAAUGACAUUCUAAAGUUUCUACGAAGAAAAUAUUUAACUACGCUUAAGAUAUACCGCUAAUGACAGUGUAAGUAACAUCGAAUAUUACAAAAGCUGUAUUUUACACUUGCUUCUCACUAAUCUGAAGUGUAUGAAAUAUACGCAAAAACACACGUGAACUGUUGCAUGUCUUACAAAGCGUUUUCGACAGAGACCGAACUAUCUAAUUGUAAGCAGAAAAAUCUUGUGUCGAUUUGAUCUUUUUAACACCUAGUUGUAUUCUGAAUAGAAAAAACAACAACAUAUAAUUAUAGUUUUUUUUUCUUCUUCUGUGAUAUUCAAUUUCAUAAGUGAAAAUUACAUUUUAUUAAAUGUGACGGCCUUUUUUGAUUGUCUGGAAUAAAAUAAUGUUCCAGAAGCAUCAGAUUAUAAAGUCUGUUUGGAAAGAACUAACUUUUCAGACAUUUUAUUUUGCCAUCGUUAUGCCAUCUUUAAACACACCAUUCCUUUAGCAGCAGUCAUUGGUGGCUAGUUAGUUUUCUCUGUCGUGGUCUAAAAACAAUUGCAGCGUGAUUUUCAUAAAUAUAGAUAACGGGUUAAAUCUUUACAAAAACAAAUCAUGGCGGUUAAUUUAACAUUGCUUAUUAUUAUAACUUUUUUGUCCUUGUAUUAUGUUGUAUAAAUAUUGUCUAUAAAGUUGGAAUCAAUGUAAAAACGUUUUGAUCCAACCUGGACUUUUUGCAGUAAACUUAAUCAAGAAGCGUAUUUAUUUACAGAAAAUUAUUUUAUUUGACAAAUAUCGAAUCCUGCCACAUAUGAGGUAAUAAGAUUGUUUCUAUCAUUAAUAUUAUAUGAUUUUUAGCAUUAUAUGAUGUUUGGCAUUCAAGGCUAAAUUUAUAAUUAAAUUGUAUUGUAUGAAGUUACAUUUGUAAUGUGAUGCUUUCGUGGAACAUUUUACCUAAGAUAUUAAAAUGGCGCUUUAUUUACGUAACCCUAAAUAUAUUGCUUUCAUUUAGCGUUAAUUCGCGAGUAAAAGUAUUAGUAACUCUGUUACACGCAGUUUCCACACUUACUUAACAUAUCACCUGGAUAAGAAUGAGCAAACAAAUGUUAUGAUUUCGCAAACCUUGAACAAAUCGGAUAUUUUACAUGGUGAAAAAUUCAUAAAUUGGCGAAACAGGAUAGUUCGUUAGGCCUAACAAGUGCGUGACUGCAAUUAGUUUUGGUAUCAAUGGAAAAGCCUCUUGGGCAGUGUCUAGUGGUAGACAAAAGGUAGUUUUGAAAAGCAGUUCUACGCAUAUUGGAUAGGAGAUCUAUAAACCACAAAGUAAAGUAUUUUAUUCAAAAAUAUUCGCUUAAAGUAUUCUCUCCAUCUUUGUUUUUUUUUUUUAGUUAUGUUAGCGAAGUCUCUUGUGUUCAGCCUUUCGUACAAUUCCUUUCAACUUGGCGAAUCGUUAAACUUUUGCAUGCACGUUAACGAACUGCUUAAUAGAAAAUAACAUGGUCGUUUUUCUUCGGUGCAUCUUUUCUCAAGAUUGUAAAGCUUUGUUGCGUGGUACUUAAACAGUUCAAAUCAAAAUUGUAGCUUAAAACAGAUCUCGGCACUGGUUAAUUUUUAUCAUUUUGUGUGUCUUGAUAGAGGUCAUUAAUAAACGCUUUAUAGUCUAUAGUUUCUUGUAGAACAUCUUAUACAUAAUAUUUAUAUAGCUAUAAAUGCUUAUCUGAUCCGUAACUCAUUUUAUGGGCUUUAAUUCUUUGUAGAAUAUUUGAUAUAUAUAAUUUAAGCUGAACUUUUCAUACAGAAGCUAUAAGUGAAUUCCAUGUUAUAUAUAUACACAUGUAUAUACACAAAGAGUAUUGUAACUUUAAUUAGGGAGUCGUAUCCAACAAAUUGCAAAAUCAUAUCGAUAUCGAUAUCUGUAAUACUUCAUAUACUAGAAUAUCAUCUUAUAUGUGAUUACAUACUUUAAAAUUUUAUUGAAAAUUUUUAUGUUGUGAAGAUGUAUCUUCUUAGAUAAUCACAUAAUACUGAUAUAGAAUUAAGCCUCUAAAUUAUUCUUUGAAUAGUUAUUAUCUUAGAUAAGUACGUAACCUCUAUAAGGAUUACUCUCUGAAGAGUAAUGUUGAUUUUAGACCAUUUGACACUCUUGAAAAGUAUUACACUUUGAGUAAGUUAUACUCUCAGAUAAUUACACAACAGUGAUUACGGAUUGCUAUUUUUAAAUUAUCAAAUAUUUCUGAAAAUAAUUACACUCUGGAUAAUUAAUUAUCUUAGAUUAUCAGGAUUUUAACAACAUUGGCAAAGCAUUAUUCUUUGAAGGCAAUAUUAGAACUUUUAGCACUAGUUAGAUGCUAUGCUCUUUAUUUUAUGAAAUGAAGUUAUUAUUUUUUUCUACAAAAACAACAGUUGUUUAAGCAAGUUUAAUUUUUGUCAGUGUUUUAAGAAAAGUAUAUUUUUCAUGUUUAUUAUUUUUCAAAUUCACGUGAUAAUUUCAUUAGCUUAAUUUUCAUUACUUGUUCCAAUACUGUGGAUCUGAGAAUUAUUUCAUCUUACUAAUAAAAAAUAUUAUUCA
Messenger RNA from Limulus polyphemus (Atlantic horseshoe crab), 4982 nucleotides. RefSeq lists its product as uncharacterized. Gene Ontology annotation, molecular function: RNA polymerase II cis-regulatory region sequence-specific DNA binding; DNA-binding transcription factor activity, RNA polymerase II-specific. Bases 400 to 1152 code for a protein of 250 amino acids. NCBI's taxonomy places the organism in Eukaryota, Metazoa, Arthropoda, Merostomata, Xiphosura, Limulidae. Gene Ontology annotation, cellular component: nucleus. Gene Ontology annotation, biological process: regulation of transcription by RNA polymerase II. The record is from RefSeq and is a predicted model, not a curated record. The transcript has a single exon.